Molecule: messenger RNA, 801 nt
Organism: Alternaria triticimaculans
Lineage: Eukaryota; Fungi; Ascomycota; Dothideomycetes; Pleosporales; Pleosporaceae
Exons: 3
Coding region: 1-801 (266 amino acids)
Source: RefSeq, a predicted model, not a curated record
AUGUCGCUCAAGAACCUACUUCAGAUCGCCGACAAGAAUGAGCACCUGAAACUACCGACAGCGGAUUUUGUGCGCAUGGAGCACGCCAGCGGCGUCCUAGGCUCCAAGCUUGGUUGUGACAUCCUCCUUAAUUCGAACGGUAUCUUGUUCCCGAUACAUUCAGCGUGGGCGCUCAGUGGUCCAGCUGCAGACUGGAUGCUGAAGUGUCUCUUCCAAGGCACUCCACAGCGACCGUGCGAGAUACCUUUUCCUGCUUUCUCCCCCAUCGUCGUGGACCGAUUUGUCAAUUGCAUCUACCUCGGAACAUACCAGCGACACAUCGACACCGAAGUAUCUAACAUCGCCCAUGCGGAGAACAAGCCUGAUACGCUGUACAAGGACUUCACUCAGAAUAUGAAGUCGGUGGAGUUCCAUCUGGAGGUGAUCAAGUUCGGCGAGUUCCUAAAGUACCAGGCUCUGAUCGAUACGGCCUACAUCAAGCUUAUCGAGCAGCUCAUAUCCCGGGGUCGUUUCGGACCGGCAUCGAUGAAAGGCUUUGUGGACUGGAUGUACGGUGAGGACAAAAUCUGCAAAGAUCAGGGAGGCGUGCUGCAGCAACUCAUUGUGGCAGCUGCUAUCAUGCAUGAGCAGAAAGUCUGGGGACAGAGUCAGCUUGAUGAAUUCCUUGGUCUCGUCCAGAACCAUGCGGACUUCCUCGAACAUCUCAAGACAGCAAAAGAGCUGUACAAGACGCUCUCGGGAUCACCGGCAAAGUCUCAAAAGAACAAGGCCUUGAAAAGGAAACAUCUCACUGGCAACUAG